GGACAGAAGUGAGAGAAGAUGCUCAUCAAGUCAAAGAAGAAGGACGGGAAAUUAGAGAUCCUCUAAUUGAAAGCAAGGCGGACAAAUGAAUGAAGUAGCCUGAGAAAGGUGUAGCCGGUGUUCUCUCGGCGGGCGCGCUCAGAGACAGACGCGAGGGACAGCGGCUCUAAGCGGGGCCAUUCAUGGUCAUCUAUGGGUGAGUGUCUGCAGAAAUCUUGUCCAUGUUUGGAAUCACUAUGGCAGAGGAUUUUCAAAGACAAGAAGGCUUCUCCUGGAGGAGGAGACGGAGUAGUCAAUGGUAGUGGAGGGGGAAGAGAGCGCGGCAGUGACGGCCGCGGUGAGGAAAGACCACCGAGUCCUUGUCCGAGUCCGGCGGACAGUGUGCCCGAGAGCAGCUCUAUCUACACGGCGGUGUGGCCGUUUGAAGCCCGUCACAAGGAUGAGCUGUCAUUUCAGGAGGGGGAUCUGUUCAAUGUUAUCAGCCGCAAGGGGGACUGGUGGACCGCACGGAGGAUCGACAAGAACGGGUGCGUCCUGGACACCGGGAUCGUGCCCAAUAACUACCUGGUCAGGGCGGAAUCCCUAGAAAUGCAACCAUGGUAUUUUGGGACAAUGAGCCGCUUUGAGGCCCAAAGCUACCUGCUGGGACCAGGAAACGACAACGGAGCUUUCCUCAUCCGACACAGUGAGAAGGACAACGUUGGAAACGUUCUUUCAGUGAGGGUCAGCAAUCAGGUGAAGCAUUUUAAGAUCCUCCAAGCAGGGGAUAAUUUUUACGUGGAGUACAACCGCAACUUCAGCUCUCUGAUUGACUUGGUGGAGUACUACUGUGCCAACAGCCUGAACAACAUAUACAGACUGGGAAACCCCAGCAAAAGGAAAAAGCCCAACACCCCAGAUUUGAAUCAUUUUACGGUGGAUGAGUGGGAGCUCCCGAAAGAGGAGUUUACCCUGGAGGAGCAGCUGGGCAGUGGCUACUUCGCUGAAGUCUACAGAGGACACUGGAAAAACCAUAUUAAAGUCGCCAUCAAGAUCCUCAAAAGUGACUCGGAGUUGAACUAUCGCGAAUUUCAGAGCGAAGUUCAGAUCCUGAAGCGUCUCCGUCAUCGUCACCUCAUCUCCCUGUUUGCUGUCUGUACGGCCUCAGCACCUUACUACAUCAUCACUGAGUUGAUGGAAAAAGGCAGCCUGCUCAACUUCCUCAGAGGUCCAGAGGGGCAGAAGCAAAACAUUGAGUUACUCAUUGACAUGGGCGCUCAGGUGGCUGAUGGGAUGGCAUACCUGGAGGAGCAGAACAGCAUCCACAGAGAUUUGGCGGCUCGAAACGUCCUGGUGGGGGAGGACUACAUCUGUAAGGUGGCCGACUUUGGACUGGCCAGAGUGAUCAAGGAGCCGUUCUACAUCACAGAAGAUAAAAAGAUACCCUACAAGUGGAGCGCUCCUGAGGCCAUCAGCCAUGGAAAGUUCUCUAACAAGUCAGACGUCUGGUCUUUUGGUGUCUUGCUCUAUGAGAUCACAACCCAUGGUGGCAAUCCUUACCCAGCCUUUAGCAACCAGGAAGUGUACCAGCAGGUUACCAAAGGCUACAGGAUGCCAGCUCCGGCCAAAUGUCCAGACUUUCUCUACAAAAUCAUGCUGAAAUGUUGGAGCGCCGAGCCAGUCGACAGGCCAGACUUCAAGUCCCUAAAGAUCCAACUGGAGGGCAGGUCCUACGAGUUGGAGUGAUUUGUUAGAUUUUUUUUAAUUCUCUUCAUAUCCUGACAGCAAUCAAUAAAUGAAAUGCUCUGACACACAAAAACAAGGCCAAUCAUUUCAUUCGGUCUGAAUGAAACAGCGCAUGAAAGAUUUUGGGAGAGUGGCUUUGGGGGAAGACUGGAGGGGAAGAGGGGACAUUGCCCACUUCAGCUUUAAAUAUGUGAA
Molecule: messenger RNA, 1920 nt
Organism: Micropterus dolomieu (smallmouth bass)
Lineage: Eukaryota; Metazoa; Chordata; Actinopteri; Centrarchiformes; Centrarchidae
Gene: ptk6b
Product: PTK6 protein tyrosine kinase 6b
Exons: 9
Coding region: 193-1725 (510 amino acids)
Biological process (GO): cell differentiation; innate immune response; cell surface receptor protein tyrosine kinase signaling pathway
Cellular component (GO): extrinsic component of cytoplasmic side of plasma membrane
Molecular function (GO): ATP binding; non-membrane spanning protein tyrosine kinase activity; signaling receptor binding
Source: RefSeq, a predicted model, not a curated record